AUGUUCAGUGUUCGGUGCGAUGUGGGCAUAAAUCAAACCAUUUUGAACUCACUGGCAUACCGAAGUAUGUGCAUAACUUCCAGGAAGGAUUCAUGCAGUAUUUUCAGCAAAGUCAUACCAGGAAUUCUCGCUCAAUUUUCUCCCAAAUCUCUUGGCCAGAUAUCAGCUACAUGCUGGACAUUUACCUUGUACAAGUCUUCAGUACUGACCAUUGCUGCUGUUGCAGGAGCUCUUCUUCUAAGCUAUUUCUAUCUCUCGUCAGCAUGCUGCAAACAGAUCGCAUGGUGCAUGAGACGUAUAAGAACUCAAAUUUGCAUGCAUACUGCUUCUGCGCAUUCUACUGAGAGCAUUUUGUUUCCGAAAAGAAGAAAAGACAGCAGAAGAAACUCUAUGGAUUUACGUUCCUGCGUGAGACUAGCUCCGACGCUUCCAACGAGCUCCGAUGUUUCCUUCAGAAAACGACAUUCAGAAGAAGAUACGUUGAUUUGCGAAACUGAUUGUCAAAACCUAUACCUGGACGCAUGUCACACAGCAGAAAGGAUUCGCAGCGCUGCUAAAGCGUUAUCGAUGACACACGGGGUGUAUGAGGUCCUGUUUCUCUCAGAUAUAGCUCUCCCCGACUUUCAAGCUCAACUUUACGGGAAGGACGAGCAAGGAAUUUGCAUAGAACCCGCGCCCUUCGCUGAGUUCAUGAAAGAAAUCGAGUUUUUCGAGGAGUUCAACCAUCGGAUAGAAAGAGCGACUCGGGAAGCACAAAACCACUAG
Messenger RNA from Cooperia oncophora, 765 nucleotides. The record is from the annotation of a GenBank genome assembly. NCBI's taxonomy places the organism in Eukaryota, Metazoa, Nematoda, Chromadorea, Rhabditida, Trichostrongylidae.